GUCUUCCGGCGGGGCGGGGCGGGGCGGGAGUCGGUCUUCGCGUGGCUCCGCUGUUCUGUGUCCCCCACGCCUCGCUCUGCCCUGUCCGGCUCCCCUCUUCUCCCCUCCCCUCCCCACCCCCGGAGGUCUCUCCGAGCGGCGCCGUUGGCGCUGUGUCACCUCCCGGGCUGCUGCUCCCGGCUCAUCCCGGCACAGCGCUCAGCCCUGUGGGCAGCUGUGGGCAGCGACGGAGCCGUCAGUGCCGCUUCCAGGAGAACGGCCGCCUCUUCCCAGCAGAGCAGGCUCCAGUUCAACUUGUGCCUUCCAGGCGUGAUCAUCCCAGGCUGCAGGAGAGCAGCAAAUGGCCACAGCACAUCGGUGUCAGGAGCCCGUGAGCUUUGCGGAGGUGGCCGUGUAUUUCAGCAGGGAGGAGUGGGCGCUGCUGGACCCUGCGCAGCGAGCGCUCUACCGGGACGUGAUGCUGGAGACGUACCAGUGCGUGGCCUGGCUGGCUCCUCUUCCAGCCCCCAAACCCGGGCUGAUCUCCCUGCUAGAAGGAGGGGAAGACCCCUGGAUCCCAGAUGUGCGUAGCCCUGAGGCCGUGCCAGGAGACCUGAGCCCAGCAGGAACUGGGAUUACAGAUAUACUGGAGGAUGUGCAGGAAAGUGGUGUGGCCGAAAGGCGGUGGGGUAGUGCCUGUGUGGGAGAAAUCAGAAGGGAUGUCCCAGGAGGCCUGGAGCAAGGUCAGGGUGAGCACAUCAAGAAGGCACUGGGAGAGCAUCUGGAAGAGAAAGGAAGGAGCCCAUUGCACUUCAACAUAGGUGAAAAGCAUGCCGAAGGACCCAGGAGCAAGGAUGUGUGUCAGAUGAAAAAGCAGAAUCCAUGCACUGAGUGUGGGAAAAUUGGAAAUAAUUCCAGUGUCAUUAACCACCAGCACAUGCACGCAACGAAGAGCCUGUACAAGUGCUCUGAGUGUGGGAAGAGCUUCAAACAGGAGUCCAAACUAACCCGCCACCAACGCAUCCACACAGGAGAGAGACCCUUUAAGUGCUCUGAGUGUGGGAAGGGCUUCAAAAGGAGUUGUGAACUGAAGCUUCACCAGCGCAUCCACACAGGGGAGAGACCCUACACGUGCUCUGCUUGUGAGAAGAGCUUCAAAAGGAAUUCUGAAUUGAAGCACCACCAGCGCACCCACACAGAGGAGAGACCUUACAAGUGCUCUGCUUGUGGGAAGGGCUUCAAAAGCAGUUAUGAAUUGAAGCUGCACCAGCGCAUCCACAGAGGGGAGAGACCCUACAAGUGCUCUGAGUGUGAGAAGAGCUUCAAAAGCAGUUAUGAAUUGAAGCAGCACCAGCGCAUCCACACAGGAGAGAGACCCUUUAAGUGCUCUGAGUGUGGGAAGGGCUUCAAAAGCAGUUAUGAAUUGAAGGUGCACCAGCGCAUCCACACAGGAGAGAGACCCUACAAGUGCUCUGCUUGUGAGAAGAGCUUCAAAAGAAAUUCUGAAUUGAAGCAGCACCAGCGUACCCACACAGAGGAGAGACCCUUUAAGUGCUCUGAGUGUGGGAAGUGCUUCAGCAGAAGUUCCCACCUCAAUAUCCACCAGCGCGUCCACACAAGAGAGAGACCCUUUCAGUGUCCUGCGUGUGAGAAGAGCUUCAGAAUCUGUACUGAAUUGAAGAAGCACCAGUGCAUCCACAGAGGAGAGAGACCCUUUCAGUGCUCUGAGUGUGGGAAGAGCUUCAAAAGGAGUUCCCACCUCACCUGCCAUCAGCACAUCCACACAGGAGAGAGACCCUUUCAGUGUGCUGAGUGUGGGAAGAGCUUCAAAAGAAGGCCUGAUUUGAAGCAGCACCAGCUCAUCCACACAGGGGAGAGGCCCUGCAAGUGCUCUGAGUGUGGGAAGAGCUUCAAAAGCAGGUCCCACCUCACCUGCCACCAUCGCAUCCACACAGGAGAGAGACCCUUUCAGUGUCCUGAGUGUGCAAAGAGCUUUAAAUGCAGAUCUCAUCUCAACACUCACAAGCGCAUCCACAGAGCACAACGGCUGUAG
Molecule: messenger RNA, 2032 nt
Organism: Gallus gallus (chicken)
Lineage: Eukaryota; Metazoa; Chordata; Aves; Galliformes; Phasianidae
Product: zinc finger protein 135-like
Biological process (GO): regulation of DNA-templated transcription
Molecular function (GO): RNA polymerase II cis-regulatory region sequence-specific DNA binding; DNA-binding transcription factor activity, RNA polymerase II-specific
Source: RefSeq, a predicted model, not a curated record